UCGCGCGCGGUGACGUCACAGGAAAGCGCCUCUCCGUGCUGUAGAAAGGCAGGAAGAAACCCGUAAAAAGAUGCCUCCGAAAGGGAAAGGCGGCGGCAAAGCGGCAAAAGGAGGAGCAUCUUCUGGUAGUGACGCAGCUGACAAGAAAGCUCAGGGGCCAAAAGGAGGUGGCAGUUCCGUGAAGGUGAGGCAUAUUCUGUGUGAGAAACACAGCAGAGCUCUAGAAGCCUUGGAGAAAGUCAAAGCUGGAGUGCGUUUCAGUGAGGUCGCUGCGCAGUAUAGUGAGGACAAAGCCAGACAAGGGACAUUGCAAGCCUUGGUGGCGCAGCAGACUAAAGUGCUAUUAAGUAGCACCAGCUUCCUGCAAUUACUGCAAGUUCAAAUCUCACCAGGCUCAAGGUUGACUCAGCCUUCCAUCCUUUCGAGAUGUAAAUGGAUAAAAUUUGGAACAAAAUUGAUUGAGGGAAUGUGAAUAAUUGUACUCAUUUUAUGCCGGACGUUUGCUCUAAAAC
Molecule: messenger RNA, 512 nt
Organism: Pantherophis guttatus
Lineage: Eukaryota; Metazoa; Chordata; Lepidosauria; Squamata; Colubridae
Source: RefSeq, a predicted model, not a curated record